Molecule: messenger RNA, 1836 nt
Organism: Nezara viridula (southern green stink bug)
Lineage: Eukaryota; Metazoa; Arthropoda; Insecta; Hemiptera; Pentatomidae
Source: the annotation of a GenBank genome assembly
ACAAGGAAAGUAAAAUGUCUAGAACAAAAAUGAAGAAACAAACCUUGGAAUUAAAAAAAUUAAUUCUUGUGUAUCUUUCGGGGCUUAGAGAGAUAACAAUAAUGCAGAGGGUUUCAUUUUAUCAAGUUCAAACAAUUCUAUUCCUUCCACUUAUAAAGCGAACAAACGAACUCGUGGCGUUUAAAUAUACAUUGAUCUUCAAAAGGUAAUAAGUUAAGGUUAAUCACUCUGAAUAAUGGGAGACUGCCAUAUUGGAGUGUUCGGUUCAGGCAUAGUUGGUCUAAACACAGCUCUUGAACUUCAGAAACAGAUUAGAAAUGUUAAGGUCACUAUCAUUGCUGACAAGUUCUUAGAAGAUACGACCAGUGAUAAAGCGGCUGGUAUCUUCAUUCCUGCCGACUACUUCGCAGGACCUAAUCCCCAAAUCACACAAGAAUGGAUCGAUGAUUCUUACCAUUAUUAUGAAGCAUUAAAAGAUGAGUCUGGGAUUGGAAUUAAGGAAAUAUCUGGAUACAUCCUAGCGAAAAGUAGCUGGACAGCGACCAGGAAUCGGUUUAUGGAAGGUCUGGUACCUGUAUUUCGUACAGUUGACGAUGAUGAGCUUGCUUCGAUUUCACCUGGCGAUUGGAAAUAUGGUUCUUAUCUCAAGACUUAUUUGAUUGAAUGUCGUGGCUACCUUCCUUGGGCUAUGCAUAGGUUUAAACAAAAUGGUGGGCAGUUUGUUACUGGAAGAAUUGACAGCUUUUCUGAGGUUGAAAACUUUGGAAAAUUUGAUUUAAUCAUGAAUUGUACUGGUCUUGGGGCGAGAGCAUUGUGCAAUGAUAGAAGAUUAACUCCGAUGAGAGGGCAAGUUUAUAAGGUAAAUGCUCCUUGGCUUGACAAAUUUUAUCUAGCGGAGCAUACUACUUACAUCAUACCAGGCUUCUCGGCAGCCACUCUUGGCGGUACGAAGAACUACGGCAGCUGGAAUACCGCCGUGGACAAAUAUGAUUCUGCUUCCAUCUGGGAUAGGUGCACCAGGAUAGUCCCGAAAUUGACUACUGCUCCAGUCAUUAAGGAAAUUGUAGGUCUCAGACCACACAGGGAUAUUGUUAGAGUUGAACCAGAAAUCAUAAAUGGUCUUAAGGUUGUUCACCAUUAUGGUCAUGGUGGCUACGGAGUCACUUCUUCCCCAGGAUCAGCCAAGACAGCAACAGGCAUUGCUAUUAAUAUGCUAAAAGGAUCCAAAUUGUAGGCAAAACAUUGCUUUCUAUAAUAUAUCCUUAAAAAUGAGUUAGAAUAUAAAUAAUAAUUAUCAUUUAUCUAACCUAUUUAAGUUUUACUUGCCUUUUUAUCAAAUAUUUAAUAAGGUAAAUUAUUGCUCUCAUGAAAAAUCUUUGAAUCCAAAUUUUUGACAGAAAUUCUAAUUUUAAGAUCUCUGAGUCCAAAUAACCAAGUUUGACAAAAUUUAUAAAAUUAUGCAGAGUUGAAAUAGACUGACUGGGCUUAAAUGUCAAAUUUUCAAAAUAUAUGUGAUACUUUGCCGAACUUCAAGUAUAUAGUUAAAAAUUUAUAUUCUUCAUAUUAUAUUAUAUAUAUAUAUCGGGAAAUCACUUUAGAAUUGGAUGGUCAAUCGUGGAGGGUGGUUAGAAACCAGAUAACCGCUAGUUAAUCACUAACCUAAUCUGCCUAAUAAUGGUGGAGUGGACAAUGAACUCUAUGUUUCUACUGUUUCACCAUUUGUACAGAGACAGCAGUCAUACGAAGUAUGAAGAAUUUUGAAGAAAGAAUUUCAAUGUAUGUUUAUAUUUUAGAUGAAAUUAUAUUUUACUAUAUAAAUAAAGGCUGUAUGUAUCA